UUCGUCUUCAUCCCGUCCAGAGGUUAAAAAUACACGCCUCUUUAUUUUCUCUCUUGACAUCAGGCUAUUUCUUCUAAACCCUAAAAAAACAAAUUUCAUCCUUCACACGUCUCUCGCAGCCGCCGAAUCUUUUUCUGGGAAUAUGAUGGUUUGGUAUUUCCCGUCGCCUUAAGUCCCUGAACAUGCUGAACUGAAGUUGUAAUUUACUAAAGCUCAGGGCCAUAUUACAUUUCUUCUAAGUUAUUAAAAGGACGUCAGAUGCAAUUUUCCCGAUCUUUAAAAAACCCAAUCAACUUCGACGGACCUUAUAACCUUUACAAAAUUCCGAACAGGAAAACCCUAAUCUCUGUGAAAAACGAACAAAACCAACGAGGGAUGUCGUACGACGACGUGGAGAUUGAGGACAUGGAGUGGAACAACGAGCUCCAAGCUUUCACAUAUCCUUGUCCGUGCGGUGACCUGUUCCAAAUCACAAAGGAAGAUCUGAAGCUAGGCGAAGAGAUCGCUCGUUGCCCUAGUUGUUCCCUUUAUAUCACCGUUAUCUAUAAUAUGGAAGAUUUCCUCGGAGAUGCCAAGCAACACGUUGAGCCUUCGAAACAACAGCCUAUUGUUGUCGCUUGAGAACCUCAAAGUUUCGGUUUUUUUUUUUUUUGUCUAAUUGAAAAUUUUGUUAUCAUUUUGUAAUACGUAGUGAUUCGAACUGGCUUAACUGCUUGAAAUUUUGAUGUAUUGAGGAAGAAGGAUUGCUGGUGUUUGUUUGAAGUUUGUCCACUCUAUGGAUUAUGAAUUUUAUUGGGAUUGAAUAAAUUAUACGUAAUUAUGUAUCUUUUCUGCUA
Messenger RNA from Nicotiana attenuata, 836 nucleotides. RefSeq names its product diphthamide biosynthesis protein 3-like. Gene Ontology annotation, molecular function: metal ion binding. The transcript is spliced from 2 exons. NCBI's taxonomy places the organism in Eukaryota, Viridiplantae, Streptophyta, Magnoliopsida, Solanales, Solanaceae. Gene Ontology annotation, biological process: tRNA wobble uridine modification; protein histidyl modification to diphthamide. Gene Ontology annotation, cellular component: nucleus; cytosol. The record is from RefSeq and is a predicted model, not a curated record. Bases 259 to 621 code for a protein of 120 amino acids.